AAAACCAAUAACAAUUUAAACGUGCAUUUUGCAUACAAAGUGAACUAAUUAUAGUGUUAACCACAAGGAAUUCCAUAAACGCAAGCAAGCAAACAGCAAUAACAACGUUAUAGCAAAAUAAAAACAAAACAAAUUAACACGAAACGGAACUAAAUCUAACAAAAGCCGCACAGCUAAAGACAACUGUUUUGGGGCUAGCGAGUGUCAUAACAUUGACAGAGCAUAUAGCCAGCUAGACUGAACUGAACUGAACUGAACAACAAGUGGAAUCCGUAAGCUAUUCCAAGUAGUAAUUGUUUAGUGCGCUCAAAUUAACCAGCCCGUAAAGCCGUAAGCAAUACCAAAUUAACAAAAUGGCCGAUGUCUCUCAUGAAUUGGGCGCCCUGCGGUUCGUUGUGGACUCGCCGCUAUCAUCGAAGGUAGCCAUGUUCAACAAUCAGGCGACACAGCAUAAGCAGUCGCAGUUAUUGAACCCCUUUUCGCACGAUGGGCGCGCCACAUCACCGAAACCGACUUUCUCCAAGGAUCAGUAUGGCAAGCCGCUGGCUGGUAGUCUGACAGAGAUGCGUGGCCAGAAAGCCAACAUGCAUGUCAUGAAAGAAAUGCUAGAGCUCUGCCAGAUCAUAGAUUCCGAGGGUUAUCAGGUCAAGGAUGAGCCCACCAUGCGCGUCAUACCCUUUGGCGAACUCUUUAAUAUAUAUAACUAUAUAUCGGACAAGGUAGUGGGCAUAUUACUGCGUGCACGCAAGCAUAAAUUGUUGGAAUUCGAGGGCGAGAUGCUCUACCAGCGUCGCGAUGAUAAUGUGCCCAUCUUUCUGUUACGACCCAUAGCCGAUAUACGACAUGAGAUCAAUGCCAAGGUUGAGGAAAUCAAGCGUGGCACGAGUCCAGCGCCCCAAUCCACAUCUGUGCUCUUGGAUAAAUCAGCCCAUGAGAAGAAACUUAAAUCUCGCACACCAUCUCCAGCAGUGCCAAUUAAGGCUAAGUCGAAAUCUCCUGUACCCAAAGCCGAGGAACCAGUUGCCGUUAGCGAAGCACCAGUCGCUGCACCAGCUGUGGUCAUAGAGCAAACAGCUGAGCCAGAACAUGAGUCAGCUGUUGUUGACAAACCAGAAACUGCAACUGCAACGGCAACAGAAGCACCUGCUGCUGCAUCUACAGUCGCGGUAGAGGAGAAAGCUGAGCCCACAAAUGAAACCCAGCCGGAGGAAGUGCCAGCUGUAGUUGUUGACACAGUUGAAGCAUCGCCCGCAAGUACCGCCAGCGAUGAAUUGCCCACAAUUGUUAUUGAAGCCUCCGCAACAUUUGUUCGCACGGUCAGCGUGGAGAAACCCGAUGAGAAGCAGGUGGAAGGUGAGGCAGCAGCAGCUGAGAGUGCCUAAGGCAGCAAGGCAAAUGGUUUUUGAAACUCGCAACUACUAAAGCG
This is a messenger RNA of Drosophila busckii, 1426 nucleotides long. Its product is annotated as fruit protein pKIWI501. Lineage: Eukaryota; Metazoa; Arthropoda; Insecta; Diptera; Drosophilidae. Bases 354 to 1382 code for a protein of 342 amino acids. Gene Ontology annotation, molecular function: actin binding. The transcript is spliced from 4 exons. The record is from RefSeq and is a predicted model, not a curated record. Gene Ontology annotation, biological process: positive regulation of Rho protein signal transduction.